ACUUUCCCGUUCUUUGAAGUGACUUUCUGCUUUGGCUUUCUCUUUCUUUCACGUUCUCUUCCACCGUCCCUGUGCGUGUGAAAGGUAUCGCCGGCGGUGACGUCGGAGACUCAGCGGAGGACCGGAGACUGUACGGAAGGGCGUCCUUGAGGAAGAUGAAGAUCUUCGUGAAGACUCUCAAGGGUACUCACUUCGAGAUCGAAGUGAAACCCGAAGAAACAGUUGCUGGUGUCAAGAAAAGUAUAGAGACACUGCAGGGUUCUGAUGUUUACCCUGCCUCACAACAGAUGCUUAUUCAUCAGGGGAAAGUUCUGCAGGACGCCACAACUCUGGAAGAAAAUAAAGUUGCUGAGAAUAGUUUUGUUGUCGUCAUGUUGACCAAGAAUAAGGUCUCAUCAAGCGGAGCCUCAAGUACAACAGCUGCUCCCACAAGCCAGGCCAAACCUGCAAGUUCUUCGCCUCCUACCUCGACACAACCAACACCAACAUCUCAACCUCCUCCCCCAACUGCACCAACUCCAACAUCUCAACCUCCUCCCUCAACUGUAGCUCUGCCCCAGUCUUCCCCUGAGCCCACUACUGUUGCAGUCCCUCUUGCUUCUUCAGAAUCAGAUGUCUAUGGCCAAGCAGCAUCAAAUCUUGUUGCAGGAACUAAUUUAGAGGCUACUGUUCAGCAGAUUCUAGACAUGGGUGGGGGGAGCUGGGACCGGGACACCGUUAUACGUGCUUUACGUGCUGCCUUUAAUAACCCUGAAAGAGCUGUUGAAUAUCUGUAUUCUGGCAUUCCUGAGCAAGCAGAUGUUCCGCCAGUUGCUCGAGCUCCUUCUAGUGGGCAGGCAGUAAACCCUCCAGCCCAGGCUCCACUGCCAGCAGCGCCUGCUAGUGGGCCCAAUUCAAACCCCCUAAAUCUGUUUCCACAGGGCCUUCCUACUAUGGGUUCAAAUGCCGGUGCAGGCACCUUGGAUUUCUUGCGUGACAGUCAACAGUUCCAAGUUUUGCGAGCUAUGGUGCAAGCAAACCCCCAAAUAUUGCAGCCUAUGCUUCAGGAGCUAGGAAAGCAAAAUCCACACCUAAUGCGCCUGAUUCAAGAGCAUCAGGCUGACUUCUUACGCCUGAUAAAUGAACCUGUUGAAGGGGAAGGGAACCUACUGGGUCAGGGGGCUUCAGCAAUGCCGCAGUCUGUGACUGUCACCCCUGAGGAGCGUCAGGCCAUUGAACGUCUUGAAGCAAUGGGCUUUGAUCGAGCCCUAGUAUUGGAGGUCUUCUUUGCAUGCAACAAGAACGAGGAGCUGGCAGCCAACUAUCUUUUAGAUCACAUGCAUGAGUUUGAGGACUGAUCAAAAGUGGUCGUUAUUUUAUAUUUCUCCUAAUCUUUUUAUGUCAGACUUCUCUGCCUUGUUGGUUGGACAUUGUUUUAUCUUUCGAUGUCUAUUCCACUUAUUUGUCCUGUGGAGUCUUUGGAGCAGAGACGCUGUCAAGAUGUUCAUGUCCCUCUUUUCAUCCUUUGAAUUCCAUAGCAUUGCCAAAUAUCUUAUUAAUAUAUUCAUUUCCAUAUUACAUAA
Messenger RNA from Alnus glutinosa, 1562 nucleotides. RefSeq names its product ubiquitin receptor RAD23c. Gene Ontology annotation, molecular function: polyubiquitin modification-dependent protein binding; ubiquitin binding; damaged DNA binding. The transcript has 12 exons. Gene Ontology annotation, cellular component: nucleoplasm; cytosol. The coding region runs from base 156 to 1337 and encodes 393 amino acids. Lineage: Eukaryota; Viridiplantae; Streptophyta; Magnoliopsida; Fagales; Betulaceae. The record is from RefSeq and is a predicted model, not a curated record. Gene Ontology annotation, biological process: nucleotide-excision repair; proteasome-mediated ubiquitin-dependent protein catabolic process.